Cajanus cajan (pigeon pea) is the source of this 6324-nucleotide messenger RNA. Lineage: Eukaryota; Viridiplantae; Streptophyta; Magnoliopsida; Fabales; Fabaceae. The record is from RefSeq and is a predicted model, not a curated record.
UUGAUUCAUAAAUUUUAAAUAAUUAACGUUAUAAAAUUAAGAAUAAAAGAAUACUUACGCCAAUUCCAAUAUCUAGUUUGCAUAAAACGUGAAACACUGUGAUUCUUUAUUGUGUUUAAUUCCAAUAUAAAACGUUUUGCAUUGUAAAAUCUCAAUCUUUGCAAUUUACUUAUAAUUAUAUAUUUUAUCAUAUUCAUAAUCUACCAGUGAAAGUAUAAAAAAGGGAGAGGGAGCUAUAGAGAGUGAAAAACAGGGAAUUGGGGAAGAGUAAAGGAGGUUUUCUAUCACUGAUUUGGGGUUAGUUGGGUAAAAGAAAAAGUGACGUAAUCUCUAAUUCAUCAUCUUGUAAUAUAUUUUUUAAAUGUAAUUUGCUUUGUAGAUGGGGUGUUGGUAGUUGCUUGCUUCAUAUUGAUCUGUUUUUAAUUUGGCACACCAACUGUUUGAUCAAAUGUUGCAUUGAGUUCUACUUAAAUUGUACCUCUAAUUCAACCUAAUGUAUACAGCAUGCAUGGGACUGGUUCUUCUAGCUUAUCCGUGAUCCUUUAGAAAUUGAAUAAACACUUGGAAACCACAAAUUUAUUGACUGUUUAUCAAGUACCGAAUGUUGUAGAUCAAAUUGAAUUCAAGCUUAUUCUCCAAUCUCUCUCUGCAGCAUUUCAACUCCUUGCUGGAGCUGAUAGCCAAGUUUGAAGAAGCUCCAUACGACAUUCAGUUUGAACGUUGAACAGCAUUGGUCAGAGGCUUGGAAAUACCACCAAAAUUUCCUGGGUUCUUGAGGCCUUCGAACUCCUUGAAGUUCCUGGAUUCUCUGUACUGUCUGUUUCUAUAGCUUUCAUAUCAAUUGGUAUCUUGGGGCACACUUCUUGAAGUCAUGGCAGAAUCAACCAGAUCACAAGCAGCUUUGCGUGAAAUGGAAGAAAGGUUGAAACUUGCAUUUUGGAGAAACUAGAAGCGAAGAUGGUGGAACUCGCGGGUGUGAUGCAAAAGACAUUACAAGAUUCAUUGAAAGGGACGUUAACUGAAUUGUUACACAAAAAUCAUCAUAAUUCUGGUGUGGGCAAUCAUCUUUCUAGUUUGGGUAAUCAUCUUCCUAGUUCAGGUAAUCAUCGUGCUCCUUAUGGUUGUGGUACAAGGUUGGCUAGAAUUGAUUUUCCUAAAUUCAAUGGUGAAAAUGUAAAUCAAUGGAUUUAUCAAUGUGAGAUGUAUUUUGCAAUUGACCUAACCCCUGAAGAAUUCAAAGUGCGAUUAGCUGUAGUGCAUUUUGAAGGCAAGGCAAUGCAAUGGCAUCAUGCCUUUGCAAAGUCCCAAAAGAAUGAUAAUUGGCCAAAUUGAACUAAAUACGUGAAGCUAUUAAGAAUUAGAUUUGGGAAUUUGUGUGAGGAUCCUAUGGUGGAAUUGAUGAAUUUGAGACAGUGUUCUACUGUUACUUCUUAUCAUGAAGAAUUUGAUGCCAUCAUUAAUCAGUUGGAAUUAUCUGAAGAAUAUGUACUUAGUUGUUUCUUGGGAGGGUUAAGACAUGAUAUCCAAAUGUUAGUGCGGAUGUUUCAACCAACUACGGUGAUGAAGGCUUUUACCUUGGCAAAGUUGUAUGAAUCUGCCAACCAAGGAGGAAAUUCAGUGAAAUCAAUUCUGUCUAAGAGCUCUACCAAACCCUUAAUUGCUGCAAAACCUGUCACUUUUUCAGAGAAUCAGGUGGAUUCAUCCAAAGGGAAGUUGAGGAGAAAUCUAACACCUGCAUAUAUGAAUGAGAGGAGGGAAAAGGGACUUUGUUAUUUCUGUGAUGAACCUUUUAUGUAUGAACAUAGCCUGACACACAAGAAACUUCAGCUACACAUGGUGGAGAUUGAUAAAGAGGAGGAUGAUGAGACAUUACAAUCUGAGACAAUGGUGAAAGAGACUGAUUUUGGGGAUCCACAUAUUUCUGUAAAUGCUUUGACUGGGGUGCAAGGGUUCGGAACAAUGAGAGUCACAGGAAGCUACAAAAAGAAACCCUUACACAUUUUGAUUGAUAGUGGUAGUACACAUAAUUUCUUAGAUGUUGAUAUAGCUAAGAAAUUAGGGUGUAGGAUUCAAGCUAUGAAGCCUUUACAAGUAAUUGUUGCAUAUGGUAAUAAAAUGAAGAUUGAAGCAAUUGUGAAAGAAUUUAGCUGGUUUUUACAACAUAAUAAAUUCCAAGCUGAUAUGAUGUUAAUUCCUUUGGGUUGCUGUGAUAUGGUGCUUAGAAUUGAAUGGUUGGUGACAUUAGGAGACAUUGUUUGGAACUUUGACAAAUUAAAGAUGGAAUUUGUAGUAGAUGGUAAGUGACAUGUGUUAAGGGGAUCUUUUCAGCAUGGCAUCAAAAUUAUUAAGAACCAAUUGAUGGAAAAAACUCUCAUGAAUGGAGUACAUCUGUCUAUGAUACAAGUUUAUCAGGAUGAAGGACCUUUUCUGCAGAGUUUAACUACUCAUGCUCAACAGACAACCACUCCUAUAGCAAUUUCUGCCUUAUUAGCUAAGUUUGAGGAUGUAUUCGAGGAGCCUACUCAGUUACCUCCUAUGGGGGAAGGAUUUAAUCACAAAAUUCCAUUGUUACAGGGUGUAAAUCCAGUCAAUAAGAGACCUUAUAGAUAUGUUGGCAAUCAAAAAGACAUUAUUGACAAACUGGUACAAGACAUGCUAAAUUAUGGUUUUAUUCAGAGUAGCUGCAGCCCUUAUGCAAGUCCUGUUGUGUUGGUUGGAAAAAAAGAUGGGUCAUGGCGGCUUUGUGUGGAUUAUAGAGAGUUGAAUAAAGGAACGGUGAAGGACAGAUUUCCUAUUCCCUUGGUAGAGGAUCUCAUGGAUGAAUUAAAUGGUGCUAUGUUCUUCUCUAAAAUUGAUCUAAGGUCAAGCUAUCAUCAAGUCAGAAUGGAUCCAGCAGAUGUUCAUAAAACUGUAUUGAAGACUCAUAGUGGCCAUUAUGAGUAUGUAGUUAUGCCAUUUGGACUUACAAAUGCACCAGCAACCUUCCAAAGCCUAAUGAAUGCAAUUUUCAAUAAGUUUCUUAGAAAAUUCCUAAUGGUUUUUUUUUUUAUGAUAUCUUGGUUUAUAGCACCAAUGAAGUUGAGCAUUUACAGCAUUUAGAGAAAGUGUUGUCCGUUAUGAGGGAGAAUAAAUUGUUGGCCAAGAAAUCAAAAUGCUAUUUCGGGGUGGACAAGGUGGAAUACUUGGGCCAUUUUUUGUCUAGGGAAGGAGUUUCAACUGACCUGGUAAAAAUACAAGCAGUUAGGGAUUGGCCAUUACCUCAAAAUGUGAAACAGUUGAGAGGUUUUCUGGGGUUAACUGGGUAUUAUAGAAGAUUUGUGAGAUGGUAUGGGACUAUAGCAAGACCCCUCACUGACAUGCUAAAGAAGGAUAAUUUUGUUUGGACUAACAAGACAAAAGAGUCUUUUCAACAGUUAAAGACAGGAUUGAUGACUGCACUUGUUUUAGCUCUCCCAGAUUUCAACAAAACAUUCAUGGUUGAGGUGGAUGCUUCAGGGUAUGGCAUUGGUGCUGUGUUAAUGCAAGACCAUCAUCCUUUAGCCUUUAUCAGCAGGAUCCUAAGUAAACAACAACAGUCUUUAUCGACCUAUGAGAAAGAAUUGAUGGCAUUGGUAUUUGUUGUACAAAAAUGGAGGCAUUACUUGCUCAAUAGACAUUUUGUGAUAAAAACUGAUCAUAGAAGCCUCAAAUAUAUAUUAGAUCAAAGAUUAUCCACGGCAUUCCAACAAAAAUGGCUAGUUAAACUCAUGGAGUUCGAUUUCUCUAUAGAAUUCAGAAAAGGAAAGGAGAAUGUAGUUGCUGAUGCAUUAUCGAGAAUAGAACAUAUUGAUUGCCAAGCACUAACUGUCACAAGCUUACAAUCUGAUUUGUUAGCUAGAAUUUUACAAUCUUAUCAAUCAGAUCCUGAUGUACAGAAAUUGAUUUCUCAAUUACAAGUUGAUGCCAAUAGUCACAAACAUCAUUCAUGGAAUGGUUCCGAGUUGAGAAGGAAAGGAAGGUUGGUAGUUGGAAGGGAUAUUUAAUUAAGACAAGAUCUAUUAUAGUGGAUGCAUUCUACUGCAACGGGUGGGCAUUCAGGCAGACAUGCGACUCUACAAAGGAUCAAAGCUGUAGUUUUUUGGAAGGGAAUGACAAAAGAUGUACAUGAAUUUGUCAAAAAAUGUAACAUUUGUCAACAAAAUAAAUAUGAAACCACUGCUUAUCCAGGGUUAUUACAGCCAUUACCAAUCCCUGGACAUGUAUGGCAGCACAUUUCCAUGGAUUUUAUUGAAGGUUUGCCUCUAUCUCAGGGAAAACAAUGCAUUUUUGUGGUGGUCGAUCGGUUGAGUAAAGCUGCUCACUUCAUGACUCUUACUCAUCCAUAUACUGCUUGCACUGUAGCUCAAGCUUUCAUGGAUACAGUUUUCAGAUUACAUGGAUUUCCCGAGUCAAUUGUCAGUGAUAGGGAUCCUAUCUUUCUCAAUAAAUUUUGGCAAGAGUUAAUGGCUUGUCAAGGGAUUCAAUUAAAGCUUUCAAGUGCUUACCAUCCACAAACAGAUGGACAAAUAGAAGUUGUCAACAGAUGUUUGGAAACUUAUCUGAGGUGUAUGUGUUCAAAUACUCCACAGCUCUGGCCUAACUGGAUAUCAUUGGCUGAAUGGUGGCAUAACACCACUUUUCAUACAGCAAUCAAUGCUACACCCUACGAAAUUGUCUAUGGACAACCACCUCCUGCUUCAUUACCCUAUUUGCCAGGAGAAUCUAAUGUGGAACUGCUGGACAGAAGUCUUACUAAGAGGGAGGAAAUGUUGAAGGUUUUAAAAUUUCAUUUGAAAAGAGCUCAAAAUAGAAUGCAACAGAUGGCCAAUAAACAUAGGAUUGAUAGACAAUUCCAGGUGGGAGAUUUAGUCUAUUUGAAGCUGCAUUCUUAUAAACAAAUAUCUGUUACCAACAGGACAAAUGAGAAGCUACCUCCUAAAUUCUUUGGUCCAUUUCCAGUACUUGAAAAGGUGGGACCAGUAGCUUACAAACUACAGCUUCCAAACACAUCACAGAUUCAUAAUGUAUUUCAUGUAUCUCAGUUGAAGAAACAUAUUGGGGAUGCUGUCAUUUCAACAGUGUUGCCAAGCCAUAUUACUGAUGCAACCAAUGCAAGGGAGCCUGAGGCAAUUCUGGACAGAACUUUCGUCAAGAAAAGGGGACAAGCAGUGACAAAAGUUUUAGUAAAAUGGAAGAAACAGUGUGUUGAGGAUGCUACUUGGGAACUCUAUUAUGAUUUACUUAGAAAAUUUCCUCAAUUUUUCAAUUCAUGAGGACAAGAAUUAUUUUAAGGGAGGGAAAUUAUUUUAGAGUUAGUUGACUUACAAUAUUAGGUGGAAAUUAGUUUGUUAACUGGUUGAACAGGUUAUAACAGAAUUUGUAAAACUAACUCUUUAAAUAGUUAGUUGGUGUUGAAAACAGGAGUUAUGAAUCAUUCUGUAAUUUUCCUCUUACACUCUCAAUGCAAUAAGACUCAAAGUUCUUUCUUUCAAUUAGAAUUUCCUGGGUUCUUGAGGUCUUCGAACUCCUUCAAGUUCCUGGAUUCUCUGUACUAUCUGUUUCUAUAGCUUUCAUAUCAUAUUCAGAACCGAUGGGAGCAUAAAUCAUUAAAUUGCCCAUAUUAAUUAUUGCUAGGCAUGUGUUAAUGUUAGUGAGUCACCUUUCCGGAUCCCAUAUUCUUUCAUGUCAUGAAGUGGUGCAAUGGUUGCUAAAGUUUUCUGCUAUAUACACGAGUCUGAAAUUAUAGAUAGCUAAUCACCUUUAUGCUAAUUUUCGCAGUAUGCAUGCAUGUAGUGGUGCUAAUUGUUGUUUUGAUUCCAAUUAUUUUCCAUGCAUUUCCAUUUUCUCCCUAUUCUGUUCAUCUAUAGUAUCUGUAAUCCCAAUCCAUAUCUUAAUUUAUAAUAUUUAGUGGAAAAAGGCUAAGUUGUAGCAUCAACUGCGCACAAAAAUGCUGGUGUGUUUAUGUUACAUGUCAAUGAUUCCAUGAUAGCAUGUUCUCAAACUUAAUUGAGUUUGAGUAAUUACACUAGUAUAUUUGCUGCUGUUAGUACUUGUAUCCAGAAAUUGAGAUUUUAUUCACAUUUGAAUGGUGUAUGGUGCAUCUGUCUUUUAACUUACCUAUAAGAACAGUUUCAUGUUAAUAAACAAUUCAAUUCAAUUCCUUUCGUUAGAUUAAAAAUAAAAUAGACAAAGGAAUCAUGAACAAAAAAGAUAAAAAAGAGUAACGUGUUCACAUAAAAUGGGUGAAUAUAUUUCUCCUUUCAUUAUGUUUUGUGUUUCUUAGUCUUUACUUAUUUGUUAAACUGC